AUGAAGACAUGUGGGCGUACGUUGCUAGUGGCAAGCGCCUCCCAGGUUCGUACCUUCAUCGUAACGUUCUUGUUUCUGAUUUUAGCUUCUCCCUUUUACUCAUUCUUAUCGUGUUUGUUGUGUGCAGUGCAAUGGUCAGCAUGGCUGACACAUACUAGGCCGGAUCCGCCGAGUAUUGAGGAAUUACAAGCGGAUCUAGCACGUCAACAACGGGUUAAGUUGAAUGUAGCCAUUCUAGAAGCGAAGGAUGAAGCGGAAAGAGCCAACAGGGAGCGGCUGGAUACACCCGGCCAUCAUCCUGAAAUUGAGACACGGUCUCCGUCGGUCUCGUGGAGCGUGCCUAGGGAUCAAAAACUGGAACCUCCAGAAUCUGAUCAACGGCCAAAGGCGCAAACACGGGAUCCUUGGGCAGAAGCAUUGAAAGGAUCUGAUGAACCCCGAUCAUGGACACCUAUGGCUCGGAAAAGAUAA
Molecule: messenger RNA, 471 nt
Organism: Suillus subaureus
Lineage: Eukaryota; Fungi; Basidiomycota; Agaricomycetes; Boletales; Suillaceae
Exons: 2
Coding region: 1-471 (156 amino acids)
Source: RefSeq, a predicted model, not a curated record